ACACCUGUAUGCGCUUCCAACUCUGCCCCAUCCAAACUCACUCUCCCCAGAGCCAAGAUGGGCGCCUCCCAGGCAGCCCCGUCCUGUGCCGCUCCCCGGGAGCUGUACUGGGAAGACUGAGGGCUUCGCCAAAGGCUGCAGAUUUUGGCACCCGGGCACUCAACUACAAUUCCCGAGAAGCCUUGCGACGGACGCCAUAUUUUGUCCCAGGGCGGGGUCCAUGCCUCUUGCGUCAUCGGAGCGCGGGGCCGCCGUCGCGGAAUGCUAACGUAGAGGCCCUGGCCCGGGCUGUCAGUCACAGCGCGGCCAGGUACGGGCCGAGGGGCCCUGAGGGCCGGCGCCGCGAUGGCGGCGGUAUUUGACCUGGACCUGGAGACGGAGGAAGGCAGCGAGGGCGAGGGCGAGGGCGAACCAGAAUUCAGCCCUGCGGACGUGUGUCCCCUUGCCGAGUUGAGGGCAGCUGGCCCGGAGCCUGUGGGACACUAUGAGGAGGUAGAGCUGACUGAGACCAGUGUGAACCUGGGCCCGGAGCGCAUCGGGCCCCACUGCUUCGAGCUGCUGCGUGUGCUGGGCAAGGGGGGUUAUGGCAAGGUGUUCCAGGUGCGGAAGGUACAAGGCACCAACUUGGGCAAAAUAUAUGCCAUGAAAGUCCUGAGGAAGGCCAAAAUUGUGCGUAACGCCAAGGACACGGCACACACUCAGGCUGAGCGGAACAUUCUAGAGUCAGUGAAGCACCCCUUCAUUGUGGAACUGGCCUAUGCCUUCCAGACUGGCGGCAAACUCUACCUCAUCCUUGAGUGCCUCAGUGGUGGUGAGCUCUUCACACAUCUGGAGCGAGAGGGCAUCUUCCUGGAAGACACGGCCUGCUUCUACCUGGCAGAGAUCACACUGGCCCUGGGCCAUCUUCACUUCCAAGGCAUCAUCUACAGGGACCUUAAACCGGAGAACAUUAUGCUCAACAGCCAGGGCCACAUCAAACUGACAGACUUUGGACUCUGCAAGGAGUCGAUUCAUGAGGGCGCCGUCACCCACACCUUCUGUGGCACCGUCGAGUACAUGGCCCCUGAGAUUCUGGUGCGCAGCGGCCACAACCGCGCGGUGGACUGGUGGAGCCUGGGGGCCUUGAUGUACGACAUGCUCACUGGAUCGCCACCCUUCACAGCAGAGAACCGGAAGAAAACCAUGGACAAGAUCAUCAAAGGGAAGCUGGUGCUGCCCCCCUACCUCACCCCCGAUGCCCGAGACCUUGUCAAAAAGUUUCUGAAGCGGAAUCCCAGCCAACGGAUGGGAGGAGGCCCAGGGGACGCUGCUGAUGUGCAGAGGCACCCCUUUUUUCGGCAUAUUAAUUGGGACGACCUCCUGGCCCGCCGUGUGGACCCCCCUUUCAGGCCCUGUCUGCAGUCAGAGGAGGACGUGAGCCAGUUUGACACCCGCUUCACACGGCAGACGCCAGUGGACAGUCCAGAUGACACGGCCCUCAGUGAGAGCGCCAACCAAGCCUUCCUGGGCUUCACGUACGUGGCACCCUCCGUCCUGGACAGCAUCAAGGAGGGCUUCUCCUUCCAGCCCAAGCUGCGCUCCCCCCGGCGCCUCAACAGCAGCCCCCGGACCCCCAUCAGCCCCCUGAAGUUCUCACCCUUUGAGGGGUUCCGGCCCAGCCCUGGCCCACCGGAGCCCAUGGAGCCCCCUCUACCUCCUCUCCUGCCACCGCCUCCACCACUGCCCUCGAGCACGGCUCCUCUCCCCAUCCGACCUCCCUCAGGCACCAAGAAGUCCAAGAGGGGCCGUGGGCGUCCUGGGCGCUAGGAGACGGUCGGGAUAAGGACAGCUUUCGAGGCCCCUCCCUGCAGGCUGUGAGGACAGCGGGACCCUUGGCCAGUUUCAGAGACCUGGGGGGUGUCUAGGGGUGCUGGAGUGAGUGUGUGAGAGUGUAUGUCUCUGUUGGGAGUGGCUGUGCCCCUGAAUCAUGAGCAUGAAGGGCUGCCGGCCACGGAUGCCAGUGGAGGGCCCCCUACAGCUGAGCUGUGCCCUUGCACAAUUAAAGUAUCAAAUCAUG
Molecule: messenger RNA, 2056 nt
Organism: Rhinolophus ferrumequinum (greater horseshoe bat)
Lineage: Eukaryota; Metazoa; Chordata; Mammalia; Chiroptera; Rhinolophidae
Gene: RPS6KB2
Product: ribosomal protein S6 kinase B2
Exons: 15
Coding region: 346-1806 (486 amino acids)
Biological process (GO): protein phosphorylation
Molecular function (GO): ATP binding; protein serine/threonine kinase activity
Source: RefSeq, a predicted model, not a curated record